UAGCGUCACCUUCAGGGAGCGACGUAUUCAUUUUCAAAGUUAACAAAACAUGCAGUUAAAAAGUCAAAUAUCUUAACUCUGGUAUAAAUUACAGUUUCUUAUUUCCACUACCUUGUUUAUCAUGGAGAGUGAUGAACGUUUGAAUGACUUGCGGCUUCAGUUCCAAGAGCUGCAAAAACAGCAAGAAAAAAGAAAGCUGGAAGGAAAAAAGAAAAAAGAACCCAAUAAUUUAAGUGUGACAGGUAAUCAGGAUGAUUUAAAUCUGUCGAAGCAAGUCGUUCAGGAAGACAGUCCUGAAGAAAGUCUGUCAAAGCAGCAGGAUGAGAUCCUGUUAGACCAAAUUCGAGAGCUCAGAGAUGCAAAUGGGAGGCUCUUCAAACUUCUGAGUGAAAAGGACUUUGAGAUCAAACAUCUGAAGAAGAAAAGAGAAGAAGAAAGACUAGCAUUAACAGGUUCAUCAGGCUUAGCAGGAGCUGUAGCUGCCACCAAGAUUGUUGAGCUGUCCAAGAAGAAUAGAGAGCUGACUGCAGAAAUUGAGAAAGAGAAGACUAGAUCCAAGCAAAGCAGCAAUAGGAUCAAAGAGCUCGAGAUAGAGCUGCAGUGUGCUUUGGAGAAUGUUGUACCUGGAGAGAAAACCACACAAAAAACCCUGGAUAAGAGCUUGUCUGAAGACCAUGAGGAAAACCCGCUGGUCAAGUCUCUGCAAGAAAAAUUAGCAGCUGCCCAGCUUAAAGUGACAGAAUAUCGAAACCAGGUUCAGUCUGCAAAACUGGAGCUGAAGGUUGCUCAGAAGGUUUUAUUGAGUGAAGUUGGAGAAGAGAUCAACCUUCAGCAGAUGCUCAACAACCCUGGGAGCUUUAGAGGCCGGUCGCAGCAGAUUCUUGCUCUUCAAACAAGAGUGCGGGAGCUAGAGCAGCAGCUGUGCCAGCAAAGACAGGCAGAUGUUCAGAGUGUGGAGCAGGAUUUGUCUGGUACUGCGGCCCAUCAUAAACCCUCUGCCCAAAAUAGAAACCUCAACUACAUCCGUACCAGAGAGAAGGAAAAGAGGGAGGCAUUUGAGAGGAUCUCAGCUGAUCACGAGGGGCUCUUGAAAGAACAUGAGGAUGUGAAGAAAAAGCUUGAAGCCUCUAAAGCUAGGAGCAGAACUCAAUCAGAGGAAAUCAAAACUCUGAAAAUGCAGAUUUCCUCCUUAUUAGAGAAGGGGAAACAUGACACUGGGCUUGUGGAUGCCCUGCUGAAACAGCAGAGCCAGAUGCAGGCAGCGCUGAAGCAACUCGGCCAACAGCAGAGCACACAGAUCAAGAGCCACAAACACAGCCCAAGACAACAGCUGGACAGUGGGCCCCCAGAGAACAAAUGCCUCAUCCAGAAACUGAAGCUCCUGGUAGCAGAGAAAGACGCUACAAUAAAAGAGCUGCGGGAAAGGCAACAACUUUCCAACAAGCAACUGAAGGAAGAGAGUGUGGACAGACAAUUAAGCCCUAAAAUAAAAAGCUGCAGUUCAGGAAUCGACCCUGAAGAUGGAGACAGUGUCACAAGAAUUCCAGCAGAUUCAGUCUCUAAAUUAGGCCAUAAAUUGGUAAUUGCAUCUGUGGGAGGUGAGAUGGAAUUCAAAAGUCAUUCAAAGUGUCCGGGUUGUUCUGCGGAUGUGAGUGCACUGAUCACCCAGAGCAGUGCGUAUAAAGUCCUCAGCGUGGAGAAGGACCGCCUCCUGGAGCUGGUUAGGCUUCUACAGAUCAAAGAGAAAGACAUGAAACAAAUGUGUUUGGAGGCAGAGAAGAAGUACCAAGAGGAGCGACGCAAAACGUUGAUGCUGGAGCAGCAGUUAGAAAGGGCGUGAACAGAGUAAAGGACUCUGCGUCGAGCACGGGAAAGAUAAGGGCCAGUAUGACCAGGUGGGCAUUCUGCUAAAAAAACGUUUUCCCAGGGUUCAACUCCAGGGGUUCCAAGGGUUUUCUAGCAUACCUUUGUUCAACUCAACCUUGUCUGUCUCACUCAAUGCUGUCAUUACUGUUCCUCAGGAGAAAUAGGGCAAGAGCUACAAGGCAGAAAAAAAACAGACAAAUCAAACUCUGGAAUGUGAAUAAAUUUUACCUUGCAAUCUUA
Molecule: messenger RNA, 2106 nt
Organism: Poeciliopsis prolifica (blackstripe livebearer)
Lineage: Eukaryota; Metazoa; Chordata; Actinopteri; Cyprinodontiformes; Poeciliidae
Gene: ccdc13
Product: coiled-coil domain containing 13
Exons: 14
Coding region: 122-1840 (572 amino acids)
Biological process (GO): non-motile cilium assembly; cytoplasmic microtubule organization
Cellular component (GO): centriolar satellite
Source: RefSeq, a predicted model, not a curated record